AUGCCACAAUACAUUACCCAGCUUCCAUCUGUCCGCCUCUCACAGAGCAGCUGGACCUUCAAGGAAAAAUUCGCAAUCCAUGGCCAGUACGGAAAGGUCAUCGUCAAAGUCACCCCGACCUCAUGGGAGAUAUAUGUUGCGGAUGCAAAAAUCGCAAAGCAGGUAUUAGACCAGCGCACGGCUUUCCACAAGCCGAAUAAACUACUAGGUUCUAAAAUGGCUGCCUUUGGGCCAAACUUAGCUACAGUCGAAUGCGAACAAUGGCAGCAACAUCGCCGAGCUACCGGAAGAGCUUUUCACACGAAGACAUACCAAACAGCAUGGGACGAAGCACAUAGCCGUGCCUCUUCACUUAUGUCUGAAUGGCUUUGCAACAACGCAGUCGAUCACACCCAGGCCGAUAUGCGCGCGCUUAGCCUGGAUGUUCUCUUUAGGGCUUGUUUCAAUCUUGAAGAUCUAAGAGGAGCACUUGGAGGUUCGAAUUCAGACAUCCUCUCGCUUCGGGAACAUCUCGACCAGUAUAUAGGCAACCCUAUCAGUCGAAAACCUCGCGCUCUGCAGAGUAUGGUAUCAGGUCAAGAGGUUUUGAAGGAAUAUUUCGAGCGACUGGUCACGAAUCGGAAGGAGUCUGGGAACCAACGCGACCAGAGAGAUCUUCUCUCAUCAAUGAUGGCAGAAACACGUCGGAAUGGAUGGUCGGAAAGUGACAUACCAGGGAAUUUAUUCAUGUUCUUUUUUGCAGGACAUGAAACCACUGCUAGCGUCCUGACUUACAUUAUCCAUCUACUUGCCAUCUUUCCGGAGUGGCAGGCAUGGGCUUCGGAAGAGGUCGAUGAAGUUUUUUUGGUCUCUAAGAACACCGCGGCUCCGGAUUUCAGAACCUUUUAUCCGUAUUUGAAGCGACUGCGAGCGAUAUUGCAUGAGACAUUGCGCCUUUACGGCCCCGUUCCAACAAUUGUACGCGCCGUGAACGACCAAGAUCAGACCCUACUGCUUGCUGACGACAGCGUCAUUGUCCCGAAACAUACGCCCAUUAACAUCAAUUGCGCGGCAUUGCACACGGACCCGGAGGUUUGGGGAAAUGACUGUCUUGAAUGGAAUCCUGGGCGGUGGAUAUCAAAUGCGUCAACCUGGGCAUCAGAAGAAGAGUGUUUCCCCCAGCUCUCUGGAAAUUUUUUUGGUUGGGGGGCCGGGCCACGGAUCUGUCCAGGGCAACGUUUUUCACAGGUGGAGGUUCUUGCAAUCAUGCCGAGUGGGGCUUACCUUGACGAUGCCUAG
Molecule: messenger RNA, 1278 nt
Organism: Penicillium brevicompactum
Lineage: Eukaryota; Fungi; Ascomycota; Eurotiomycetes; Eurotiales; Aspergillaceae
Product: cytochrome P450 monooxygenase
Exons: 5
Coding region: 1-1278 (425 amino acids)
Molecular function (GO): iron ion binding; oxidoreductase activity, acting on paired donors, with incorporation or reduction of molecular oxygen; heme binding
Source: RefSeq, a predicted model, not a curated record